CUCCCGGCCGGCCGCUGAGAGCUGAGCGCUGGAAUCCGGGCAGGGCGCCCCGAGUGGGCCGGGCGGUGCAGUGUGCGCUGCCCGGUGAGAUCCGCUCCAGCCCGGCUGCCAACCGGGGGCGGAACGGAAGCCCUGACGGGAAACGCAAGGGUGGGGACCGAAGACCCGUCGGGAGCACGCUGUGGAAAUCACGUGACGCCCCGGGACCGCUUUAAAGUUUUACUUCAUCAUUGCACCCCAGACUCUCAGAACUACGGGAAAAAAGUCCCCCACCCGCCCAUUUUUGCGCAGCGAAAAUGUUAUCGUGUGCUAAGUGGUUGUCGCCAUAUAUAGUCAUUAUUAGUUGACGGAAAGGAGAACCAUGCAGACUUUUGGCUGGUGUAGAGUACAUCGUUGGAAGGAAAAACUGUGCCAUUCUAAUAGAGAACGAUCAGUCGAUCAGUCGGAGCCAUGCUGCGCUAAGAGUAAACUUCCCUGCAGCCGGCUUGAGUCAAACAGAUGAAAUUCCUACAUUAACAAUAAAAGAUAAUUCAAAAUAUGGAACCUUUGUUAAUGAGGAAAAAAUGCAGAAUGGCUUUCCCUGCACUUUGAAGACAGGAGACAGAGUUACCUUUGGGGUGUUUGAAAGCAAAUUCAGAGUGGAGUACGAGCCUUUGGUUGUGUGCUCUUCUUGUUUAGACAUCCCUGGGAAAACUGAUUUAAAUCAAGCUGUAUUACAGCUCGGAGGACUCACUACAAAUAGCUGGACAGAAGAAUGCACUCACCUUGUCAUGGCAUCAGUUAAAGUCACCAUUAAAACUAUAUGUGCCCUCAUAUGUGGACGUCCAAUUGUAAAGCCAGAAUACUUUUCUGAAUUUCUCAAAGCAGUUGAGUCCAAGAAACAACCUCCAGAAAUUGAAAGUUUUUACCCACCCAUUGAUGAACCAGCUAUCGGAAGUAAAAGUGUUGAUCUGUCAGGAAGACAGGAAAGAAAACAAAUCUUCAAAGGGAAGACAUUUGUAUUUUUAAAUGCCAAACAGCAUAAGAAAUUAAGUUCAGCAGUUGUUUUUGGAGGCGGGGAAGCCAGGCUGAUGGCAGAAGAAAAUGAAGAGGAAGAGAGUUUCUUUUCGGCUCCUGGAACUUGUGUUGUCGACAUAGGAAUAACAAAUACACAAAUCAUAAUUACUGACUCCCAGAAAAAAUGGGUUCAUUUGGUAAUGGAUGUGCUUCAAAGACAUGGUCUUAGGCCUAUUCCUGAAGCAGAAAUUGGAUUGGCUGUUAUUUUUAUGACUACAGAAAAUUACUGUAAUCCUCAGGGCCAGCCUUGUACAGAAUUGAAAACAACUACUCCGGGACCAAGCCUUUCCCAAGGCUUGUCAGUCAAUGGAAAAAUAAUGCCAAGUGCUCCAGGGAAUAUGACCGCGUACGUAACUGACACAGAAUCCGAGCAAGCAGAUACAUGCAUGUCUUUGAGUGAAAAACCAAAAGAAGUAAAGAUAUGUGGAGUGGAACAAAACGUUAGACCGCUUUCACAGGGAACCUGUAGUAUAAAGGAGGUCCCCAAAUCCAGCUCCACGACUAAUCAUGUGGUUAGGGAAAAGAACCCAAACUAUCAGCUUUCACCAGUGAAAGUCCCUGCUACUAAUAAAAAUAAAGAUUGGGCUUCUCAGCAGCAACAGAACUCCAUCAAAAACUACUUCCAGCCAUGCACUAAAAAAAGGGAAAGGGAUGAAGAAAAUCCAGAAAUGUCUUCAUCCAAAUCGUCAAGAAUGGACCUGUCUUGUUCUCUCUUAGAACAAACGCAACCUGCUACCCCCUCACUGUGGAAAAGCAAGGAGCAUCCUUCUCAGAGUGAGCUUGUCGACAGGGAAGCAGGUAGCUCACUUGUGGGUGACAGAGACAUGAAACUCAAUGGGACGAGUCCUGCCACUAAAUCAUUUUCCACAGAAUAUCUUAGACCAAACAAAAGGAAAGAGGUUGAUUUGGCCAUAGAAGAGGAAGUAUUGGAAGAGCUACUCAAGAGUACAGAGCUGAGGCUGGAAGUUCAAGUGAAAGUUGAUAAACAAGAGGCAGACGUCGGUGUCAGAAAAAAGCCAAGGAUGGAUGUAGGAAGGAGUAGUCACCUUAGUGGUGACACAAUGCCAGGAAGCAGCAGAGUGAGUCAAGAAGAUGAACCAGAAAAGGAAGUUGAAGUCAAGAAGGAAUUACUGUGGUCGACAAAAGAUGAAACAGCCAACAGAGAUGAACUCCCAGACAGCAGUGAGCUGCUUCCGAGAAAAGUGCUGCUGACGGAAUUUAGGUCGCUGGUGGUUAAUAACUCCACUUCCCGAAGUCUGUCCAUGCUAAAUGAUUGUGGUCAGCUGAAGAAUUUUAAGAAAUUCAAGAAGGUCCUGUUUCCUGGAGCAGGGAGACUUCCACACAUCAUUGGAGGAUCAGAUCUGAUUGCCCACCACACUCGGAAGAAUACGGAGUUAGAGGAGUGGCUGAGACACGAGAUGGAGGUGCAGAGGCAACAAGCGAAAGAAGAGGCUCUCGCGGACGACCUGUUUAGAUAUAAUCCUAAUGUAAAAAGAAGGUAAUUGAACUUUGUAAAGGAUGCUGUAGAAACACAUUUCUUAGCAAACAUUUAUUUCAGGCCAGCUGGGAUACAUGAAUGUAAUACAUAUAAAUAACAGAUGUUUUAAGGUUUCAACUUACUAAAUAAAGCAAACAA
Chionomys nivalis (European snow vole) is the source of this 2692-nucleotide messenger RNA. It is a transcript of the gene Nbn, whose product is annotated as nibrin. Gene Ontology annotation, cellular component: nucleus; Mre11 complex. Bases 564 to 2558 code for a protein of 664 amino acids. NCBI's taxonomy places the organism in Eukaryota, Metazoa, Chordata, Mammalia, Rodentia, Cricetidae. The transcript is spliced from 16 exons. Gene Ontology annotation, molecular function: protein binding; damaged DNA binding. The record is from RefSeq and is a predicted model, not a curated record. Gene Ontology annotation, biological process: telomere maintenance; mitotic G2 DNA damage checkpoint signaling; double-strand break repair via homologous recombination.